GUAUAAAAAAAUCCAUGUCUUUUUUCAUUAAAUUUCUUGAUUUCGACACUCGACAGUCGACACUACCAUUGUUAAUUCAACCGAAGCUUGGUCAUAAAUUAAAUAUUUAUAUAAAACAUGAUUAGGUGUUGCUCUAAAUUCUUCAUCCCAUUGCCAUCAAAAAGCGGCCCCCUUUGCCUGAGUAGAAUAUAUGUUGCAUCAAAUAGCAGGAAUUUUAAUCAAAAACGCUACGCCAGCGGAGAAAGCCAACCACCAAGAAGGUUACGGAAGCUUUUCUACUCUACUAUAGGAUUAACCCUCAUUGGUGUUGGAGGAGCUGUGGUUUAUGCUAAAAAUGAUCCUAAAUUUAGGAAAGUUCUAGAUUCAUAUGUUCCUGGAUCAGAUAAGGUAAUUCGCAUUUUAUAUCAGGAAGAAGGAAGUCUUAACCUUGGAGGUUUAUCCGACCAACUCAGUACAAUCCAAGAUAAGGUGCUUUCUAUCCCAAACGAUAUUUACAAGCAGAUCUCUGGUACAUCUAGUGAGAAAUCUACUUCAUUGCUUACAAAAGAAAAGGAUCCAAAAUCUGAAGACUCAGUGAAACUCAAACCUAAACAAGCAUCUCCAGUUUUACCACCUGUAAAGGAGAUAACAAUUGAAGAAAAGGUCAUUCAAAAGAGUUCACCCGCUUUCGAUUCAACCAAAAAGCCAGUGGCAGUGGUGAAUGUCUCAGUCACAGACAUCAAGACUCUUGGCAAUGAAGCUGUGAAAUUAUACAAUGAACUGUUUAAAGAAAUGGAUGAGAAAGCCAAAGAAAUAAUAGCAUAUGUCAGCAACUUAGAAAACAGCAAGGAUCCAAAAAAGACGUGGAAAGCUAUACAAGAGAAAUUAGAAGAAAAUGUCAAGUUAAAGGAAGAAAUUGACAAAAGGUUUCAAGAAGCAGGGGAAAAAACAAAAAAGUUUUCGAGCUUAUUAAAACAAAGUAAUGACCAAGCAGACUUGAAAUCAUUAGAAAGUGAAUUGAACAAAGCCAAAGAAAAGGCAGAAGCAAAGAAACGUAACAAGCUAGCUAGUUCCAUGGAAUAUGUGUCAGCGAUGGAAGAGACUUUACAAAAAUCAUCUGAUGAGUUGAUGACGUUAUUCCCUAACUUGAGACCUGGGAGACAUGACAAGCUGACUGAUGACGAGAUAGACCUCUUCAUUUACUAUUCCUUCCACAAGCUGCUCUACUACCAGAAGGAGAUAAAGAAGCAUGAGGCCACAGUAGAACGGAGACUAAAAGAAGCCAUCAGUUCAAAAGACGAUUCUCAGUUGUUAGAAGUGGCCAUAGAGUCUAAAGUGGCAGAGGGUAAGCGCAAUCUGCAAGAAGACUUUGACAAAAAAAUGAUAGAGCUAAAGAAGGACUGUGAUGAUGAAGUACACAAGUCUCUUAAACGUCAGGAGCAAGUACAUCUAGACCUUCUCAAGGAGCAACUUGCACUUAAGGAAAAGGAGGUAGAAAGGAAGCUGAUUCAGAGAAUGGAAGACAAAGUACUGGAGGAGCAAGCAAGAUUACAAGCUGAACUGGCUGAGAUGACUGGGCGCAUGCAGGGGCUCAAUGAGGCCAUUGCAAAGAGGGCACUGCAGGAUCAAAAGGCCCAGACGUCUCAAGCAUUGUGGAGUGCUGCAGAGGCUUUGUAUGACAGUCUCAAACAUGGAGCAGGAUAACAGUGUUUUUUUGUUGUU
Macrosteles quadrilineatus (aster leafhopper) is the source of this 1701-nucleotide messenger RNA. Its product is annotated as MICOS complex subunit Mic60-like. Gene Ontology annotation, cellular component: MICOS complex. The coding region runs from base 118 to 1683 and encodes 521 amino acids. The transcript has 13 exons. The record is from RefSeq and is a predicted model, not a curated record. Gene Ontology annotation, biological process: cristae formation. NCBI's taxonomy places the organism in Eukaryota, Metazoa, Arthropoda, Insecta, Hemiptera, Cicadellidae.